Suillus subalutaceus is the source of this 3022-nucleotide messenger RNA. RefSeq lists its product as uncharacterized. The coding region runs from base 118 to 2790 and encodes 890 amino acids. NCBI's taxonomy places the organism in Eukaryota, Fungi, Basidiomycota, Agaricomycetes, Boletales, Suillaceae. The transcript has 7 exons. The record is from RefSeq and is a predicted model, not a curated record.
CAAAGUCAUGUUUGGUUACUGUGGCAGCCAAAGCAUGCUUGAGCAAUUUCAUUGAAGUAGUGGAAAGUAAGUGCAUCGUACAAACCAAUAUUUCCCUUUUUUCAUCAUCAGCUCAUCAUGUCGAACUUCGGGCGCAACAGACAAUCAGUAUCAGACAUCGAACAAGAACUCUACGACAUAUUUAACAGACACCCAGAUUCGCGUGAAAUUCAAUCAGGAGAACCAGCGAUACCCGCAGACGCACUCCCAGAUGUGCUCAGUGCGUUCUCGGACUCGUAUAAUGGCGUCGACCUGCUCGACGAUCGCGAGAUGGGCGCGCUCAAGGAAAUCCUCGCGCGUAGUCCCGGAAUUGAAGUUACACCUCAGAUCUUGCUCCAGGUCGUUGCAGAGAGGACGAGGCACAGUCCACGAGACAGCCCAAAUAGUUCACCAUUGGAAGAGGAUGUAACGCUGCCCGACGAUCGAGGGCGCAAUCCUUUUUCUCGCACCAACCACUCGCGAUCAUCUAGCAGAAGCUCGGUAGGAACUUCACGCGUCUCCAGCCGACCACCGUCUGUGCCACCCAAGACGCCCAACACGGCGAUUAGCUCUGCCUUUGAUACGUCGCGACGACAGCGAACAACCCCGUUGGACGCGCAGCCCCCUUCAAGCUGGUCAAAGCGCCCUGCGCCUGCCAGCAGACGCAAAAGUAUUGAUGGCGGAUCUCAGCACGCUCUUAGUGACUCAGAAUCGUCUUUCUCCUCCAGUCCCAGUGUGUUCGGUCGAACACGCACGCCGUCAAAUCCAACGAGUCCCUCGAGCAUUUCCAUAGGACUCUUCUCACCUAACUCGGUCGGUUCGCCACCUUUUGUGCGGCCGCACUCCCGCACCCAGUCGCAGCCCUUCACUAGCAUUGGAAUCCACUACUCGUCUCCAGACCGGGAUCACCUCUCUUCGGGAGAACAUUCACCUGAUAUGGACUCGUCUUUUGAUUACCCACAGAAAGGCCACAGCUUUACGCACCAACUCUCCUCGUUGCCUAUGCCACGCUCAGCAUCUGACUCGGACUCUGAUGGCGAGAAUGAGUCGUCUUUAAGCUUAGUUAUGGAACGGUCAGCAACGUCGUCGACUGUGUCCCUUGAACCCACAGAGCGGCUGGAAGCAUUGCAGAAGGCCAACGCAGAGCUUGGGCGGAAGCUGAUCGAGGCUGAGAGGACACUUGAGAACAGGCUGAAUGAGCACGACAUGGACUUAGAUGAGAUGCAGGGGCGCUUGGAAGAGCUCAAGAGUGAACUUACCUCUACCAAGCGGGAGGAGAAGGAGCUCCGAACGAAGGAGCGAACCAACUCAACCCAAAUUACGGCGUUGGAGUCCGAAAUCGCAAAGUUGGAGAAAAGUUUGGAGAAUGCACGUUCGUCUUACCAAAGCUUACAGAAACAAUACCAAGAGCAAUGCGCGGAAUCUGAACGCUAUCGUAACCAGCUCCGCCGUCGAGACCAAGAAAUCAAAGAUUACCGAGAUGCUGCCGCGCUACAGUCACACGAAGCUGUGAAGUGGGCUAAAGAAGCGUCAUCCUAUGAAGAUCGCCUCACACAUCUUGAAGAGGAGCUAGCCAUUGCGCAACAAGCCCACGCUCAGCUCGAUGAGCAGAAGCAGGAAAACCUCAUGCUCAAGGAGACCAUCGACCGCAUGCGGUUUGAUAUGGACGAAAUGCGCAAUGCUGCGACAAACGCUGCUGCGGGAAGCGGGCACUCUAGUGUGGCAAAUACUAUGAGCAAGAGUCUGGGCGCUGAGCUCAUGGGAAAAAUGGGCGAAAGCUGGGGUGGCGAGGAUGAUGAACUUGAGGAUGAGGGAGAUGGUGGCGAAUUAGAGCUGGAUAUGAAUGAGGAUACGGAGGAUGAGGAGGAUGUUAUUCAAACCAUAAUAACUCGGAAGAAGAGGAAAGUUGGCCGCGUUAACAAAGCCGAGAUCGUCACUUUCUCAGACACCAAGACAUACGUCGAUACAUUCACGCAACACGACGCUGCAGAACAUACAUCAGCGUGUGCAAUGCAGACUGAUCCAGAACCAGAGAUUCUUACUUCUUCGUCCUUCAUUCAAACGGAAGAAGUUCCCCGUGGCAUCAUUGCAGUUCAAACCGAUCCAGAAUUGCCACGAAUCACUUCAAGUAUCGAAAUCCAAACAAAUGAAUCAGAGUUAGACGUCUCUCGACCCGUCUCACCGCAGGUUACCCCAGAAGAUGACGAGGCACUCGCGUCUUCAUCAUCGACUGUCCUCCCUCCCACGCCCAAGGGGCACCUGGAGUCUCCUCACCUGAACGACGCACCUCCUUCCUACAACUUUGUGACCGAGCUCGAGCAAGUCAAUAAUGCAUUGAUGGAUCGACACAAAGGCAUCACCAUACCAAUACGUGGCGUUCCCGGAGGAAUCUCAGCAGACACCGUCGAGGAGUGGAAAGCGCUGAAGGAAGAACUCGGCGUGGAAUGCGAGAUGAUAGAUGAGCUGAUUGCCUGCUCGACGACUAAGCGUCAGCCGCAUCGCCAGAACCGUUUCUACAAAAUCUACAAUACCUAUGUCAUCGGCAAGGGCGGAAACGAAGGGGGCGACGCUUGGCUUGCUGGGGCUGCACGGCAGGCACUCAUCAGUGCUGGGGCUAUGGCGCUUUAUACGACCCGCGCUGCCUGGUCCAGUUUCAACAGCAUGCAAGGACCCGGCGAAGGCUUCGGUUAUGAUGGCACUUCUGCUCUUUGGAAUAUUAUGGGGCGUGUUGGUUUUGGUGCUGCUAGGAUUGCAGGUGGCUGGCCAACAUGAUUUCAUGAUGUGCGGGCCUAUAUUUCAUGUUCAUAAUUCUUAUCGCGUUAUCUAAUUCUUGUCACGUUCAACUGCAUUCUCUUACUCCUUUCCCACUCAUUCCUCUUUCAUAAGUACUCUCAAGAUGGGCCUCGUACAUGUCACUCCUUCGUUUCGGCAUAUUAUCAUUGUAUUGUAUUACGCAAUAUAACAACCUUGGGGGAACGUGCUUGACCAAGCUGUCUCUAAAUUC